GUGAUUGCUUUCAAGCUCUCAACCUCUCACCAUGUCGUCACUACAACCACUGCAACGCUUACCGCUCACCAUCGCUCACUACUCACCUCCAGCUCCAAGGUUGGGUCAUCCUUUUUCUAUUGUCACAUGGCCAUCUCAACUGUGAUUCAGUGAUUCCCUUCAAGCUUUCAGCCUCUCACCGUGCCAUCACUACAACCCCUGCAACACUCACCGCUCACCUCCAGCUCCAAGGUAUCAAUUAGCCAAUGUCUUCACAAGAGCCUAGCCCCCCAUCGAUUAAAAUUCCAAAUGAAUCAAGUGCAAGUAUUAUACCGAGUGUUGCUGCUCCACCAACUUCAUCCUCGGCUAUGGUUCCUCUUGCAUUAGAAAGUGGUGAGGAUAAAAAAGAUGAUCAAGGCCAUAAGCGGCCACUUACUUCUAAAGCAUGGAACCAUUAUAGGAGGAAAAAAAUUAAUGAGCAUCGGAAAGCAAUUUGUGUCUAUUGCAAUAAACAUCUGGAGGUGAGACCAGGAAUGGGACAAGUCACUUGCGUGAUCACACUCGGAUAUCAAUCUAAAACUUCCCAAAAUGAGAGGUGUGUGCAAGUGUCUAGCCAUGCUCCACCAGUGGCUGCCUCAUCUUCCUCUAUGAUUGGCAAUAAAAAUUUUGUUGAAAAAUUUAAAACAUUUCUUACUUCAAAAGGUAGUGCACCAGCUAUGGAAUCAAAGUUAGAUGCUUAUUUAGAGGAAAAGGUGGUUCCAUUUGAGGUAGAAGAAACUCUUGAUAUUCUGAAUUGGUGGAAAAUUCAUGGGACUAGCUCUGACAAUAAUGGGAAUUUCUUCAAUCUAUUUGAUGAGUUGGAGGAGAAUGAUAAUGAGGAUGAUUAGUCUAAGGUAAAUUUUAAACAAUAAUGUUUCUUUAUAUAAAUUAUUAUAUGAAUUUUUUUAAAAUUUUUUUUUGUUAAUUUGGGGUAUUUGUUUUUGUUUCAGGAAGUUAUUUCCUUAACUUGAAAUUAUUGAUCAAGCUUAGCUUAAGUUGUUGCUGUAGAGUUUGCCUUGCUGGAUUGGAUGGAUAUGUAUGCAUGUGCCACUUCCUAGACUCUUUUAUGUGCUUUUUCUUAAUGAAUUUAUUGUUGGACAUGUAUGGCAGUAGUUUAUGCUCUCUUUUUUUCUAUCAACUUUGCUGAAUCUAGACAUAUAUGACAGUUGCAAUUUAUGCUUUUAUUUUUUAUAAACCUUUUGUUUGAUUUGCUGGAUUUAUAUGGCAAUUUAUGCCUUUUUUCUUUAUGAAAUAUGAACUUGUUGCUUGCUUGCUUGUUGGACUUGACACGUAUAUUUGGUUGUGUUAUUGUGUAUAUUUACUGCUUGUUUAUCUUGUUUCAAAAUUUUACUUUAUAUGAUUAUUUGAGUUAGUUUUAUUUAAUGAAUGUGAAAACCAGUGGAGUCUAAGUAGAGCCAUGUUGAGCUUAAUUUUGAUUAACAAGUAAUGAAAAUUUUGAUUAACA
Molecule: messenger RNA, 1483 nt
Organism: Rubroshorea leprosula
Lineage: Eukaryota; Viridiplantae; Streptophyta; Magnoliopsida; Malvales; Dipterocarpaceae
Source: the annotation of a GenBank genome assembly